This is a messenger RNA of Diorhabda carinulata, 1388 nucleotides long. Its product is annotated as equilibrative nucleoside transporter 3-like. Gene Ontology annotation, biological process: nucleoside transmembrane transport. Bases 36 to 1361 code for a protein of 441 amino acids. Gene Ontology annotation, cellular component: plasma membrane. Gene Ontology annotation, molecular function: nucleoside transmembrane transporter activity. The record is from RefSeq and is a predicted model, not a curated record. Lineage: Eukaryota; Metazoa; Arthropoda; Insecta; Coleoptera; Chrysomelidae. The transcript is spliced from 9 exons.
UGCAAAAUACCUUUGUAGUUUCUCUAGAGUUAAAUAUGGUGAUAGCUGUUCAAGUCAAACAAGCGCCUUUUGCUAUUGAUGAGGUUAAAAAUGCAAAUGAAAAAUCGAAGCAUAAUGAACCCGAAGCACCUCCUGAUAGAUAUCACAUCGCACCUUUGCUAUUUUUCUUCACUGGACUAGCAGGAAUGUUACCUGUAUCCUUUUUCUUAGUUGCAAACGAUUAUUGGAUGUACAAAUUGAGAGAUACCCAAUAUGACACAUAUGAUUUGAAGAACAAGACAUAUCUUCAAAAAAUGUUUGUGUCUGUUAGUUCAAUAAGUCAAGGUUUUCCCAGCUUGAUAGCUUCAUUUUUAUCAGCUAAAUAUGCUUACAAAAUAACAGUCCGGAAGAGAUUUCUUGUAACUUUGGGAGCUAUAAGUUUCCUAUUCGUUAUUUUUACAUUAUUUGUGAAAAUAAACACAGAUUCAUGGCAAACAUUGUUUUUUGCAGCAUCAAUAACGGUUAUAGCUGUUAUUACAAUUUUUCAUCCACUUUAUAGCGUAACUAAUAUGGCUUUCAUGUCACGAUUCCCUUCGAAAUAUUUACGAUUCAACAUGUACGGCAGUUCAAUAUCCGCCAUGUUUAGUGCUGUUCUUCAGAUAAUAUCACUUAGUAUCAGUGAUAGUCCAACAGAUGUAGCUCUCAUAUACUUCAUCAGUGGAACGUUAGUGAUAAUGUUCACGUUUUUCUUAUGUUGUAUUAUGAAUUAUUCUCCAGUUAUUAACUUUUAUUGGAAAGAAGAAUCUAGAAUUAAAAAUGACGUUUCGAGUCAUAGUCUAAAAGAAUUUUACGAAGCUGCUCGAAGAAUCUGGCCAAUGAUUGUUGCACUUGUGAUUACAACAGCUGCAGCUGGACUUGGGCAUGCAAAUAUAACAAAUCUGGUAGUUUCUGAAGGAUACGUUGAUAACAAAACAAGCAUUUGGUAUAGCAAGUAUUUUGUACCCACUGUAACUUACUUGGGAGCAGAUGUAUUUAAUUUGGCUGGAAGAUUUUUUGGACGAGGAAUACAUACAAAAAAAGCAGCGCUUUGGAUUAUCUUAGCUGCUGCUAUGAGAAGUUUCAUCAUAGGUCCUUUAUUUUUGUUUUGCAAUGCUCAACCGAGAUCUCAUUUGCCUGUUUGGUUUCCUCACGAUUACCAAUAUAUAAUUAUAUUGGGAGUAUACGUAUUUUCUGGAUCAGUUCUAGCCGUAACACAGGUUCUUAGUUUACCAAAGUUGGCUGGUAACAAGACAGAAUUAGCUUUUAUCACAACGCAAGUAAUUGGAACAACAACAGGAACUUUGGCUGCCUUUUUAAAUCCAGUUUUUGUCAGUUUAUUAUAAAGGGGAAUAAAGAAUAUUUUUGUGAUA